This is a messenger RNA of Sordaria macrospora k-hell, 1719 nucleotides long. RefSeq lists its product as uncharacterized. Lineage: Eukaryota; Fungi; Ascomycota; Sordariomycetes; Sordariales; Sordariaceae. The record is from RefSeq and is a predicted model, not a curated record.
AUGCCGGGGCCGCGGCGACUACUACAGCAAGCGAGCUCACUACUACUGCUCGUCGCCUUGAGCGCGACAACAGUCUCAGCCAUACCAGCUAGCCAGCUAUUCCACCGACAGUCAGAAUCAACAUGUGCGGCCGAGGGUUUCUCAAAGUGUUCCCAGGCAGGUUUGCCCGAUAACUUUUGCUGUCCGACCGACUCGACAUGCAUCCCUUUGGCCGCAAAUACUGCGGUUCUUUGCUGCCCAAAUGGAUCAGACUGCUCGAUAAUACAAUCGGUUACUUGCGACAUUAACAAGCAGGAUCCAGAAAAGAAUCCUAAGGCACAACUCAAGAGCACUGUUUUGGAUAUUGACUUACGAAAGUGUGGUGACAAAUGCUGCCCAUGGGGCUACUCUUGCAACACCGGAGGUCACUGUCAAAAGGAUGCGGAUCAGUCCAAAACACCGCAGGAAUUGAACAACAAACCACCGCCAAGCCCAAUCACGACGGCAACUCAAGCGCUAACAAGCGGUUCUCAACCAACCCAGACUACAUCCACAUCUAUCUUCUCUGUGGCCGAGCCUCCUGCUGGAACCGAUGAGCCAACAUCAACCCACGAACCUACAGCAAGCAGCAAGCCUACAGCAAGUGGUGACAAGUCAGCAGGGGACGCAAAGCCCGUGGAAAGCGGGAAGCCCGAACACGAAGAGCCGGAGGAGAAAAGCGGAGGAAGUCCCACUGCAAUCAUCGCUGGCGUGGUUGCAGGCGUUGCCGUCUUCCUCAUCGUCGGCCUAAUCGCCCUCUACUUCUGCGUUCUGAAGCGCAAAGGCAAGGCUCCCGGAGGAGCUGGAGCCGGUAACGGCCACCAUGGCCAUGGCGAGAAACCGCGCCUGAACCGAUCGACAUCCUCCUUCGGCAACAUCAUCAGCAACCCCAUUGUUGCCGAGGACACCAUUCGAACGGACUUCAACCGCUCGGUCUCCGCCCAAUCUCACCGCCGCCCGGACUCCGACUUUGCAGCAGUAGCAGGCAACGUCAACCCCUUCGACACUCCACCGCGCGGUGCAGGCAGUAACGUUCCCGGUCCCUCAGCCUACACCGGCACCGGCACCAACAGCCGCAACAACUCGCCUCCACCAGCAGCAGGCGGUCGACCCGGCUACACCACGCCGCCCAUCACGCCCUGGGGCGCAACAAGCGGCGGCGGCGGCGGCGGCGGCGGUCAAGGCGGACCAGACAGCCCGCGCGGAAACAGCGGAGUCAGCAUCAACGUGUUUGCCGAUCCACGGACUUUGACCCCCGAGCGGCUUGCCAAAUCCAAUGACAACGCCAACAACAGCAACAACAACAACAACACCUACUCCAAAUUCAUCCCCAACACCAACUCCACUUACCCCUAUCUCAAUAAUAACAACGAUACCAACAUUCCCAUUCCCAAUAACUACAACACCGAUGAUUACGACCCCUUCAACCCCGACAACAACCACCACCAGGGACAGACAAGACCAGUGACAACCUUCACGGCCAUGAUGGAGGAAGCCGACUUGGGCGCAGUAGCGAGGGGCGCUAAGUACGUGCCGCCUACGCCUAAGACUCCGGCUGGGUUGCUGGGACCGCAGGUGCCCGGGGCGGGUAGCAUGCCGAACAAACAGGUUUUAGUAGAACCUUUUGUUUCGCUACCUAGCUAUUCCGUCCGUGUGCGUGUGCCAUACUGUUACCGUUGCGUGGUGGUGGGUUGGGAAUAG